AUGGCCACAAAAAAGCUGCUGGAGUCGAUCAAAUCUAAUCUCCAACUCAUUAUGAAAAGUGGAAAGUACGUUCUGGGGUACAAGCAGACUCUGAAAACCAUCAGGCAAGGCAAAGCGAAACUGUUCAUCCUCACCAACAAUUGCCCAGCCUUGAGGAAAUCUGAAAUAGAAUACUAUGCUGUGUUGGCCAAAACUGGUUUCCAUGAUUGCAGUGGCAAUAAUAUUGAAUUGGGCACAGUGUGUGGAAAACAGUACAGAGUGUGCACAUUGGCUAUCAUUGAUCCAGGUGAUUCUGAUAUCAUAAGAAGCAUGUCAGAACAGAGUAGCAAAAAAUAA
Messenger RNA from Choloepus didactylus (southern two-toed sloth), 336 nucleotides. Its product is annotated as 60S ribosomal protein L30-like. Gene Ontology annotation, cellular component: cytosolic large ribosomal subunit. Lineage: Eukaryota; Metazoa; Chordata; Mammalia; Pilosa; Megalonychidae. Gene Ontology annotation, molecular function: structural constituent of ribosome; RNA binding. The transcript has a single exon. Bases 1 to 336 code for a protein of 111 amino acids. The record is from RefSeq and is a predicted model, not a curated record.